This is a messenger RNA of Sitophilus oryzae (rice weevil), 1593 nucleotides long. RefSeq lists its product as uncharacterized. The record is from RefSeq and is a predicted model, not a curated record. The coding region runs from base 187 to 1416 and encodes 409 amino acids. NCBI's taxonomy places the organism in Eukaryota, Metazoa, Arthropoda, Insecta, Coleoptera, Curculionidae. The transcript has 8 exons.
CGGACGCAACGGAUUAAGAGCAGAACUUCUUUUAGAAUCACGCGUGUUCUCGCGAUCGAGUUGAGUUGUUAAAACAAAUAUAAAACUUAUAAAAACAUAAUAAACGGCGUAUCGUAUUAUAAUAUAUUGUGAAACACGAUUAAUAAAGAUAAUAUGAAAGUGAGAAAACAUUAACCCUUUUAAAUAAUGUCAACAAUCAGAGUAAUAUCGGUCGUAACUUUAUUAAUACAUCUUCUAAAACCAUGUACUAGUUGUGAUUUAGAGGAUAUUUUAAGUGAUAAAGAGACCAGUAUAGAGGAAGCGUGUUUAUCUUCUGACAUUGUUGUGCGAGUGCUGUCAGUGCCUAGUAGCAUCGGAUUUAGUGAUAAAGAAUCUGCAGUACAUUUUGAUUUGACUGAUAUUUAUAAAGGAACAGAUCUUCUUAAGAAACACCAGGAUAUGGACAUUUACAACAGAAAAAUAAAUAUAACAUACUUAACGAGAUCGCGAGCCGGCUGCCUGGAGGAGAACGAGGUGCCCAGGGAGUUCGUCGUCUUCUCGAAUUUGACGGGCGACCGAAUCAGGGCCGUAUCGGCUCUCCCGUGGGACCAGGAGACCGAUCAGAGGGUAUGGAAAGCCUUGGGUUGGAGUACGUGGUCAGAUUGGUCACCGUGCAGUGUGUCGUGUUCCGGCGGUAUUCAACAAAGAACGCGCCACUGUCGGCGGAACAAAUGUCCUGGAUUUAAUGUGCAACAGAGGCACUGCAAUUUAUUUAGCUGCAACAACACAGUAAGCCUGUUCCAAGAGGGUCAAUUCUUCCAUCCGGGCAAAGAAGGUUGGCAAAUCGCCCCGGACAGGCCGACGGCGUGGCGUCUGUCUGGAAGUUCCUAUUUCUGGAUCCCAAUUUCCGUGCUGUUCUUCGGAGAAAAAACUGGGUAUUUUCCAAGAGAAUUUUCCGUGGCGAUGACCAUUCGAUUGCUAAAUACGACUCUCGGCACAAUCGUGAGCCUGAGGUCUCGCCGCAGACAGGAUUCUUAUUUAUCCUUUGAAGUGGCGGGAACCGAUUUAAAACUCAUCCACGCCACAGGAAACGGGACCGACGUUGUCAGAAUACCGGCGGGAUUGAGUGACGGAAUGUGGCAUCAAAUUGCCGUUAGCCUCAGAGAUCAAAGUAUAGUGGACAUCUACGUGGACUGUGAGUGGUCCCGAACAGAUAUUUUGCACAAUCAUGCAUUGGAUAUUCCAGACGAUUGCGAUUUAAUAGUAGGAUAUUUACUAGAGGCAGAUCUGGAGCAGCUCUCCAUAGUGGGGGAUCCCCGCUCGUCCAGACUGCACUGUUCAGACGUGAGGACGCCCAUUGUCGACGAUGACAUUCAAUAUGGCCGCGAGGGGGGAUUCAAAUCGUCGCCCUCGGGGGACAAAGCCCGACAAGGAUAAGUCGAGGGGGAUAUUCUUUCUCUAGUAUGGUCGUUUCUGAUUGCUUUUGGCUUUUAAAUUUGUCUGUCAACACUGGAUGUCAUGAUUUUAGGAUUGACUGUACAGGGUGGGUCAAAUUAGAGGCUUUUAAAUGGAAACACCCUUUUCUAUAGGAGAUAAAAGAAAACUAAUAUCGGU